CCAGGGCUCGCGUCUCGACCACGUUGCGCGUUUUGACUUACUACUGGCCUUUCCAUUCUCGCUGUCCAUCAAACCUGCACCCUUUCUUUCGCUGUCAGUUAGCAUACAGACUACUCUUCCAACACACGAAUCGAAUUCAAAGAUUCAUCACCUACGAUGCAGAGGCCGACGACAUAUGGGCAGUCGCCCCCCCUCCAUCAUCCCGUACCACAGCAUGUCUCGACAGUUCCCCAGCUUCGAUCCCCGCCUCCACCCUCGCAGUCGCAACCACAGUCCCAGAAUUAUGGGAACCCGUACCAGGCACAGCAGGGCGCUGCGCCGAAUGGGAAUAUGUUUGGCCAGUAUGGCAAUUUUCUGAACGACCCGACGGCCCAGUUCGCCGCACAGUUUGGACAGACUGCCUUCAAGCAGGGACAAGAAUACCUGGAGAGUAAUGUCAAUCGCUACAUGAACAUCUCGAUGCUCAAGCACUACUUCAACGUCACCAACAGCUAUGUGAUAAACAAGCUCUUCCUCGUUCUCUUCCCAUGGCGGCACAAGCCUUGGUCGCGCAAGCCGGAUCCCGUGCGACAGGGCCUGUAUCUCCCGCCCCGUGACGAUGUCAACAGCCCCGACAUGUACAUACCUGUCAUGUCGCUUGUGACAUAUAUCCUCCUGUCGAGCCUCAUCGCCGGCCUACGGGGUCAGUUUCAACCUGAACUCCUCGGGUCCAAGGCUGCCACGGCCCUGAUCGUGGUGAUUUUUGAGAUCCUGGGCCUCAAGGUCGGGACAUACAUCCUCAGCAUAUCCAACGACUCGCAGCUGUUGGACCUAGUGGCGUACUCGGGCUACAAGUUCGUUGGGAUCAUCGUCACGAUCGCGGUAGCCGAGAGCUUCAACGGUGGAAAGGGCACAGGCGGCUGGAUCGGCUGGGGCGUCUUCCUCUACACAUUCCUCGCCAACUCGCUCUUCCUGAUGCGGUCUCUCAAGUACGUCUUGUUGCCGGAGAACAACGCAGGGCCUGGGAAUGGUGGCAUGCAGACGGACUCGAGGGCCAAGAGGAAUCAGCGAACCCAGUUCCUAUUCUUUUACUCCUACAUCGUGCAGCUGGUUCUCAUGUGGAUCCUAUCGAGGGCAUGAACAAGGCCAUUCUCAUGCGUUAUCUUGGCGCGGAGGACGGCGGUUCGGAGGGUUCUGAAGGGGGAGGGGACAUGUUUGAAAAAGGCGAACGCAGUGGAAUUUUCACGAUCUAUUUGUGGGUGUAAGAUAGGAGAUUAGAAGACAAGGAAUUGUUCGUGAACCUUGCCGGCAUGGA
Messenger RNA from Cryphonectria parasitica EP155, 1294 nucleotides. RefSeq names its product YIF1-domain-containing protein. Lineage: Eukaryota; Fungi; Ascomycota; Sordariomycetes; Diaporthales; Cryphonectriaceae. The coding region runs from base 157 to 1119 and encodes 320 amino acids. The record is from RefSeq and is a predicted model, not a curated record. The transcript has 2 exons. Gene Ontology annotation, biological process: endoplasmic reticulum to Golgi vesicle-mediated transport. Gene Ontology annotation, cellular component: Golgi membrane; COPII-coated ER to Golgi transport vesicle; endoplasmic reticulum-Golgi intermediate compartment.